AUGACCACAGAGUUAGAAUCAAGUUCCGGGACGAGUGAAAACUUUACACCGACAAUUGUUGCGUUUGAUGGUCUGAGGCUAUCCGAGUCUGUCCCACCACCGCCUAGCUCUUCGAUUCUCACUCUGCCCACCGAAAUCGUUGCCGAGAUUUUCUCGCAGUACCUUCCACCAUAUCCCAUUUGUCCACCACUGCUCGGCGACCAGUCGCCUACAACGCUUACACAAAUAUGCAAGCUAUGGCGUGAAAUCGCAAUUACCACCCCGAUGUUGUGGCGGGCCAUCGGGGUAUUUCUUUCGGGGAAAACCCAUGUCCCCCAACUAGAUCUCAAAAUGGCGCGAGUCUGGUUGGAGAGGUCGCAGAAUACGGCACUCUCACUUUUACUGGGCGACCAUAGAAUAUCAAACCGGCCCGGGGCCGCUCUCCGCGAAGAGGCACUACUUCUAUUUUGCUCUCAAACUGCACGUUGGCAGCACGUUGCGCUGGAAAUUCCUGGUGAUGAAGAAUGGAAUAUCCAGCAGCUCGUCCAAGGACCAAUGCCAUUUCUAUGUGACCUCGAAGUCCGAUUUGUGGGCAACACAUACAUAGACGUGCUUAUUGGUCAACUCCAUGCUCCGAAUCUCUUCACAGCUUUCCUUGAUCUUUGCAACCUGCGAUUCGUCUGUGCGCAAAUCAUACAUGACUUGCUGCCUUGGAGUCAACUGACAAUGUUAUACCUCUCCUACACAGACAUCGACUCCGCUGUUGACAUCCUUGGCCAGACACCCAAUCUCGUCGCGUGUGUGUUGCGCUUCUCAGAGGAGUCUCGGGAGGACAAAGCUUCCUGGCCCGGGGCCAUCCGAAAAUUCUCAUUUCCCCGGCUGGAGACGUUAAUUACCAGCGCCAGCUUUUCAGCCUCCGACCAAGUAUACGACCUCUUGAGUGCAUUCCGUGCCCCAGCUCUUCGGAGAUUCUCCAUUGAUGAAGACAUGAUUGCGUGGCCUGACGACGUAUUCUCACCGCUUCCCGCCAUCAUCUGCUCAAUGGGGUGUGAAUUGGACCGAUUGUGUAUCCUCAAUACUGCUUCGCCGCUCGGCAGUUACGUUGAAGCGCUGCCUGGAGUAGCACAGAUUGAACUGAACGAGGGUACCAAUGAUGUUAGUGUAUGGGGAAGUUGGGAUUUGUUCAGAUCGUGA
This is a messenger RNA of Mycena indigotica, 1173 nucleotides long. Its product is annotated as F-box domain-containing protein. Bases 1 to 1173 code for a protein of 390 amino acids. Gene Ontology annotation, molecular function: protein binding. NCBI's taxonomy places the organism in Eukaryota, Fungi, Basidiomycota, Agaricomycetes, Agaricales, Mycenaceae. The record is from RefSeq and is a predicted model, not a curated record. The transcript has a single exon.